AUGUAUUGUCAACCAUUACCUAAGUUAUAUGUUGAUGGUUGUGCUUUUCAUACCACUGAAAAUGGUGAAAGGAAACUUGUAGCUUUAGCAGGUAUUGUGUGGGGUAGUGAUUAUCACAUACAACCUGUUGGUUAUUGUUUGGGCCCUAAAAGUAGCCAAAUGGCUGAAUUAAGCACUGUGUAUAAGGCCAUUCAGAUGGAAGUAAAUCAGGGAUUUAAAGAAUUUGUCAUCAUUACAGAUUCAGAUUAUGUCCGUAACAGUUUUGCUGAAUACCUUCCUGUGUGGAAGCAUAAUCAGAUUACGAGAGCCCGUAACAAGCCAGUUAAACAUGGAAAGAUGAUACUUGCAAUUGAUGACAUUGUUAUCUCUAAUGACCUGAUUGUCUUUUGGAAGAAGACAAAGGGUCAUUAA
Bombina bombina (fire-bellied toad) is the source of this 411-nucleotide messenger RNA. RefSeq names its product ribonuclease H-like. The record is from RefSeq and is a predicted model, not a curated record. Gene Ontology annotation, molecular function: nucleic acid binding; RNA-DNA hybrid ribonuclease activity. Lineage: Eukaryota; Metazoa; Chordata; Amphibia; Anura; Bombinatoridae. The transcript has a single exon. The coding region runs from base 1 to 411 and encodes 136 amino acids.